AAUACCUGGGGAAGCAACAAUUCCCAGAAGACGCAGCCUACACCUGCAUGGGUGCCCCCAAGUCUCGCGGGAGAGCAGGCGCGGGCUCCGUUUUCCCCGCGUUUAUCGCGAGAACCAAGGGCUAAUCUUCCCGUUCUCCGAGACCGCGUCACCGUCUCCUGGGGCAACAGCAAUGGCGGCCGCCUUGUCCGAGGGGUUUUUCUCGCUGGAGCUACUAGUAGACUGGGUGCUACUGGAAACCAGGUUGCUGCCGCCGCCGCCGCCGCCGCCGCCUCCCGUGAUCGAGGUGGAAGAGGAGCAGGAAGAGGUAGAGGCCUCGCCGCCGCAGACAUCGCGCUCCCUGUGCCCCGCCGUGGCCUUCCGCCUGCUGGACUUCCCCACGCUGCUCGUUUACCCUCCUGGCGGCCCUGCCGCCCCGGCUCCAGAACCCCGGCCCGGCCUGCUCAGCUUUGGUCGCGGCAAGUCCUGUCUCUUCCACCUGCACCCCGCUACCUUGCACCGCCUGCUCCUUCGGAUCCCGCUUUAUACCUUGCUGCUUCAGCUACCCCCCGGGCAGCCCACUCCUGCCCCGCAGCUCCUGGGUGCCUGCAGUAUCUCGCUGGCCGCUGCGGUCCGCAAGGUCCUGGGACCGGCCGCCGCCUGCUGCCAGGGUCAUCGAGGAAAUUUUCCUCUGCAUAACCAUGCUGGGGAGCGGAUUGGGGACAUUGCCCUGCGCUACCGCCUGACUGAUUUGGGAAGCAGCUUGCUGGGUAAGCGGCCGGUCACCUCCAGGGGAGGUGGAGUGGAGAGUGUAGAGCUGCGGAAGGCAGUAGAGGUCAGUUCCCAAACCCCACAGGAAAAGCAACCGCUGCAGCAGCCAAACUCAGAGUCAAACCCAAGUGAUGCUGAUAGACCUCUGGUGGGUUUAAAAAUCCCAAAGGCUCCGAAGGAUUUGAAGAAAAUAGCUUUCCACACUAAGAGCAACUCUGAUAACACAUGUUCUGUGCAGAACGGUAGAACCAACUCGGGUUGUUCAAAUGCUAGUGGUGUGAGGAGUGUCAGCACCCCCAAUCAGGAAGUCACAGAGUUGGACAUCGAAACCAGCACAUUUUGUCCUCCUCCUCUGUAUUACACUCAUCUGACCCAAGAAAAGAUGUCUCCUAUACAGGGUAAAAUCACCAUUAAGCCUCAGAUGGAUGUACCUGAUGAACUGGAUGGUACUUUUCCAGAAGAAAAACUUGUAAAUCCCCCAGUACAGGCUAAUCCUCUGAAACAUACAAAUUCUGCAACACCUGAGAGUCCUCCAGUACUUAUAAAUCCUCCACAUGUUCAGGAUGUAGGAGCAAGAACUCAAACUACACAUAACACUCAAACUGAACAAAAUAGAAUUAAUACAAUAAGGCAGCUGCCUUUGUUAAAUGCUUUGUUAGUUGAGUUGUCCUUGUUGUACAACCAACCCACUGCAAGCCCUGCUCAUAUACAUCCUGACUUAGCCUGGUUAUAUAGAACUAAGGAUAAGUCACCAGAGUCUUCUGCCAAGUCCACAUGUAAGUCUGAAUCUGAGAAGGAAAAGCCUGUGUGGGAAAAAGAAAAGUCAGUGGGCCUUCAGGAUAAAAGGAACCAAGCUGAAAGUCUUAAGAAAGAUAAAUAUUCUGAAAAGAACAGUGGUUCCUGGCCCAAAAGAGUUCCUAGGGUAAAGCUACUUUAUGGCUUAACAAAUACACUUAAACUACGUUUAAAGCAAACAAAUCCUGGUAUGCUGGUAGUACAUGAAAAGAUAGAAGAGUACAGAAAAAUGAAAGCACAACUGGAUGCAAAACUCAGAAGUCCAUCAUCAAAAAUUAAAGUAUUAAGCUUUGCAGAACAACAUCAGAAGCCACAUCAACUGCCUAAAGAUAAGUAUGUAGAAUCAGAUGCAUCUUUUGCUGAAAAUGGUACCUCAAAGCAAAUUAGUGGAGUUUUUGGACCCAGCACAACUAAAGAAACCAAACCGAAAUGUACAACUGAAAAAGCAGUUGAUGGUGAUGAACAUAGAACCAGUAAGGGUCCAUUAGAAGAAAUCGUGAGUCUUGCAAAUUCCAUUGUCCCAGAAAGGUUUGUUCCUACACAGAUUUUGGAAGGAAAAGUGGAAAUGAAAGUUCAAAGGCCAUGUGUUUUCCCCCAGGUUGCGGCCGUUGACAGAAUUGUAGUAGAUAAAGAAAUAGAUGUUAAGCAGAUUAAAACCACUGAUAAUGACAUUCUUCUGGCUGAUGUGAGUGAAAAUAAGCCAAGUAAAAAUAGCUGCUCUGAAAGCAUCUCAAAACUAAAGUAUUCAGAUGACUUCACCAGCCCUUGCUAUUCAGAUUUCUGUACCACUGAGGACACUAGCACAAUUUUACAAGCUUAUGGUAGUGGUCCAAGGGCAGAAAAUCCAAAACAUAGUCAAUGUACAAGUAAGUCUAGUGAAACAAGAUUUUCCAUAAGGAAAAAUAACAGUGAAAAGAACUCUAUUCUUAACCCACCUUUUUCAGCGUGCUCACCUGUACACUCAUAUAAAAAAUCUCAGAGUUCAAAGACUCGAGAUAAAAGUUUGGAGGAAGCAUCUAGUAUCUCUACCACUGAUUUAUCACACUGGACUGAGGAGAGAGAAAACCAGAUUGACCAAAAUAGAAUGCAUAAUUCUAAAGUUUUAAAGAGGGGUCAAGGUAUCUCUGUAAAACUUAAAACAGGAACUGGUUGCAAGUCUUUAGAAAAUAGCCAGUCUCCUUGGACAUCUCAAGUGAGUUCUUAUCUACCAUCUACUUUGCCAGAACUAGAAUUUAAUGUCUUGGAUAGUAGUAUAUCAGAUCAGGUUGAAGAAGAUGAAGUUGGUUCACUAAAUAUUUCCAAGCAAUGCAAAGAUAUUUGUGAAUUAGUAGUAAAUAAACUUCCAGGAUACACAGUGUAAAAAUAUGUGCUUUUAAAAGAAUUUUUGUAGCCUAUGUGUACUAGUAGUGAAACUGUUUUAUUAACUUUAUUUUAGUAAUAAAUUAUGUAAAUAAUUCUUUUUAAAAGAUAUAAAUAAGUUGGUCAUUAUUUUGAUGUUUAAAUAGUAUUCCACCAUUAAAUUUGACAGUAUUGAUGAAAUCACCUUAUGAUCUAGGCAAGAUUUAAGUUGUUUAAUCUUACAAAAAUAAAAAUAUCUAUCUUGCUAAACUGUCUUAAAGUAUCUAUCCUAAAGCUGACUUAAUGCCUACCAUUGAAAAAAUAAGGCUAGUUAAUAAGGAAAGCCUCAACUUUUAAGAAUAAAUCACUGAACAAAUACGGAAGACUUACUGUGUGAGAUGCAGAAAGAUACAAAAAUAUUUAAGAUAAGGUCCCUGCAGUUAUAAGAGCUUACAUGUUUUAUAUAGGUAUGAAUUCUUUAGGGAAAUCUUCCUAUACACAUGUAUAUCCCAAUCCCCUAGAGGUGAAGUCCUUUUUAUAUGCUGUUAGAUGCUUUAUAGUUUUUGUUUGUUUGUUUUACCACAAUUUAUGUGAUUACUUGAUUCAUGUUUCUCUUCUGUUGGGCAAAUUUCUGUGACAGAAGGGACCGUGCCUGUUUUGCCCACCAGUAUAAUCUUAGCAUCCAGUACAGUGUCUGGCAUGUGUUUGGAGUGCAAUAAAAGCAUGUGUUGAACAAAGAUAAAGGCCAUGCAUUUAAAAUACAUCAUGGGUGGGACUAGAAUUAAGCAGUAAAAACAAGCAGAAACCCUAAAAAUAAGCCUAAAGAAAGUCUCUUUUGGAAACAUGGAUAUUUGUAACAUUUUUGUUUUUCUGCAUAUAAAACAGGUGUUCUCUGAAAUCUUUGGAGAAGGGAGCUAAAAAGGAUGUCUUCCUAUACAGUUUCUUAUAUAGAAAUUCAGUUUAUUGUCAUUUCAGUUGUUCAAUAGUUAUUUUUAACAUAUGAAACUUUUUAUGAAGUCUGGUGAUCAUUUCUUUAUAAUUUCUUCCACUUUAUACUUAGACCUUAUUCUGUGUUGAAAUAUUUACAUGUAUUUUCUUCUGGGUUAUAUUUUCAUUUUUACACUAACUUUUUAAUAUCUGAUAUUUUUUGAUGUGUGAGGUAUAUCCCUAAUUUUCCUUUCUGUGUAAUUAAAUAAUUAUGUAGUCAUUAUCUUUUGAGUGCUAAUAAUACAAUUUAGAAAGAUGGCAAGAGGUGGGGAUGUUAUAUUUUGAGGAACAAUAUGAAUAAAAGAAUGAUGACGGGAAACAGCAGGAUGUAUUUGUGAAAUUGUGAAAAUAUAGGUUCAUGCUAUAGAGUCGUAAAAAGGAAAUUUGUUGAGUAAGAAAAGCCCCAGAUCAUAAGGAACUUCUAAUGCCAAGCAUAGGAAUAAAGUCCUAAGUAAUAGGAACAAGAGUAUUUUAAGUUAUAAAUGAGCACCAAUAGUCAUGACAUUUUGAAUAUUUUAAUGUAGUGAGAUAACUUAUUCGAGGUACAGAAUUUAUACCAGUAAAAGUUUUGAAAUGUGAAAUGUUUUUAAUGGUGAAUGGCUGUGGUCUUAGUUUUUCAGUAAAUAUAAAGCAUAUAUCAUUUCUGAAAAUAAAAACAAUUUAAUGCUAGGGACUGUAGCUAGAUAUUCAUAUGACAUCAAGUUGGUAUAUAAACUGUUAGCAGUUUUCCAUUACUGUGGAAGAGACAAAAAAUAUAAGUGAUAGUAACAAUCAGAAGAGAAAUUCCUUAAAAGUGAACUAUGAGAGUAAGUCAUUGUCUAUAUUGAGUAUGUGUGAGGAAAAUGAGUUCUGUGUGCCUAAGGUACAUCAAAAAAUGAAGAAUUCAUGUACUUUAAAUUACAAAGCUGAAUAGCCGAAUAAACUUCUCUUUGAAUUAGUUCUUGAAUACUCAUUUCCAGAAUUGUAGCAUCAGUUUUUAUAGUUUAAUUCUGUUAAAAUACCUGUUUUCAUAUAUUUAGUGCUUCCUGUUUGCACCCUAUCUUCAAAUUCUACUUGAUUUUUUAAUUCCACAACCUCUAAACUUGGUUUUUAAAGAAUAUUGUAACAGAUAAUGCUCCUGAAUCCUUAUUUAUCCCCUUAAUUGCUCAAAAAUCAUAGAAACAUUAAAUAGUAUUUUAGGGUCCCAAAUAAGGGAGACCUGUCAUUUAGUUGUAAAACUAAGCUACUGCAAUCCACUUUUCUGAAGAGCUGGGUAUGUAAACUGCUGUGGGCAAAGCUGGAAGCAAGAGCGUCUUAAAAGCAAAGUGAGCCACAGAAAUUAUGUGAGGACUUACUUGUGUAGUGCUAACACUUGCAGCUAAGACAGCGGCUUCCAGUGAUGACAAGGACUUUGAACUGUUAGGAUAACAGAUCGGAAAAUCUUGCAGAUACAUACAAUAUUAUUUCUGUCAUUCACUUCUUGUUAGUUUCUGUUGAGAGUCACCCCUUCAUGAUCCCAUUAAUUUAUAUUUGUCUGCCUGUACAAGCAGUGUGGCUAUUAUGGAAUUAGGAAGCAAACUUUUAUUUGUUGCAAACAUAUAGGUCAAGACCAUAAAUUAAAUAACUUUGUACCACAUUGUGGUGUUGUUAAGGCAAAGAAACUUAACAACAAAGAAAGCAACAUGUAAAUAAGGUAAUGUUUAUAAAUUUGUUUGGUCAUAAACUGCCCUUGUGCCUAUAGAUAUAGCCAUCCUUCAGGCUAUUUGUUUUAAUUUGGAUUAAAAUAUCUAGAGAGAUGUACAGAAUGACAAUUUAUGAGCCAAGACUUGUUAGAUCCUUCUCAUUUUUUACCUAAAACAAUUCAAUGAAAGCUUACUUAGUCAAGGACCAAUGCAUUUUUACAUUUUUUCCCCCCAGAGAUCUAAUUGUCAUGCCAGGAAAUACCAGACUUCAAGAUGAGCAUCAUUAAGCUAGAGUGCCAAUCCAUAGUAAUAUAAGUAUUUCCUUAUUUUCCAAACUCUCCUUAUGUCUCUAUUGCACUAAUCAUGCAUAUUAAUUCUAGGAAAAAAAAUUCAGAAGAGUUUUUCUAACAAAAUUAUAGUAAGGAGAGAUUAUGGUCCUUUCCUUCCAAAAUCUCACUGAAAUGACAUGUAAAAAUAAGGAUGAAUCCACAGCAGCCCUGGAGAACUGGGGAAGAAAAGUGCUGGUGGUAGACAAAACAGUUUGAGGAACUUUUGGAAGGUACAGAGCAGAUGAGAUUAGGUUGAUGAGAAGUAUAUUAGAAAUCUUUCAACAUAACCCAAUGAUGGUGCUGCUGGGGAAAGAAGAUAGUGUUUGAUUUCUAACAUAGGCCCAAAUAAGCUUCAAGUUUGGUCAGCAGGCUUGAGCUAGGAGCAGGGUAAGGCAGAACCUGAACACAGGGUAUGGUGGAAAAGCUGGGUUUGGGCCAAGGUUACCUAAUAAAGGUGUUGGGACUAAGAGAAUGACUAGCAUUUUUGCUUUUGACACCAAAACAUAUUAAAAGUGUCUUUCUCUAUUUUAUCAGGGAGACCACUAACCCUCGUGGCAAAUUAAAGUGAUGUUAUUCUGGUCUGUGACAGAUGAAUGGUGUUUGCAUCCUUGAUCAUGUUAUUUUUUUGAUAUUAUUUCUCUAUUAUAGGAUUGAUACAAAUAACAUUUUACAUAGCAUAUAUGACAGUGGAUGUGCAUGUGAGUUUUAAGGACUAUAUUUAAUCCCAGAGAAUGUGCCCUGAUAUCUGCAUUCCUGCCAUAGGGGGACAUAUAUUUUCAAUUGAAAUCUCAG
This is a messenger RNA of Manis pentadactyla (Chinese pangolin), 6652 nucleotides long. It is a transcript of the gene MAP10, whose product is annotated as microtubule associated protein 10. Lineage: Eukaryota; Metazoa; Chordata; Mammalia; Pholidota; Manidae. Gene Ontology annotation, cellular component: centrosome; cytoplasmic microtubule; mitotic spindle pole. Gene Ontology annotation, molecular function: microtubule binding. The record is from RefSeq and is a predicted model, not a curated record. Gene Ontology annotation, biological process: positive regulation of cytokinesis; cytoplasmic microtubule organization; mitotic spindle midzone assembly.